CAGGGCCACAGCAGAACGUGCAGCAGAUCCGCUAUCAACUCCAGCCGCUUCGCUGAGAUAGAAUGGAAAUUCCUAUCCAACAUCCCUGGUACCGCCGGCCCUGGUUCCCAGGCAACUUCCCUUAUCGAAUUUAUGACCAGUAUUUCGGAGAGCACCUACCCGACAGUGAACUUUUUUCACCUUACUACAUGUUUUACUAUCGACCUUAUUUCUGGCGUUUUCCAAACUGGUGGGACAGUGGCAUGUCAGAGAUGAGAAUGGAUAGAGAUCGGUUUGUAAUCAACCUGGAUGUGAAGCACUUCUCUCCAGACGACUUGGUGGUCAAGAUCAAUGAUGAUUUUAUCGAGAUUCAUGGGAAACAUGAUGAACGGCAGGACGAGCAUGGCACUGUGGCAGGGGAGUUUUACAGGAAGUACAAGAUCCCCGCCGGUGUAGAUCCAGGUGCCAUCACUGCAUCUCUGUCCUCUGAUGGUGUGCUGACCAUCUGCACACCACGCCACCUGCUGGACACCACUGAGCGCAGCAUCUCCAUCACCUGUGGAGAGAAGCCACCAGUGCAGAAGUAAACCUGUCGACAGCUGCACCUCUGCCUUUGCUCUCCAAACAAAACCCACCAUUGAAUAAUCUACUGUAUUAAGUCCAUGUGCUUUAAUGUAACACAGUAGAGUCAAACAAAGUUAUAUAACCAGAAAUAAACCAGUCCAUUGUGAACAAUACAGUAUCUUGCAAAACGCACAGUAAGUCAGUGUUUUAGGUCAGUGAACGCAGGUUGUCAUUGGAGUUGGGUUUGGUUUGUUAUAUUUCUGGCCUUCAGUUGGACCUUGUAUGUAAUUAUGUGGUUGACUUGGAUUAUGUUUGUGACUUUGGCUUUGAGAGAAAGCAGUAUUGAAGUGGGAUGUUAUGCAGCACUGGCCUCUGUUUUUGACUUAAAUAAAUCCCCAGAUCAAAAUACUGAUAAAUAUGUUGUUCAUCUGAAUGUAAAGUAUGCUGCACUUGUUUAUUUGAUACUGGGGUGUCUAAAACACACAGACUUAGUUAAAUGUGUGUUUUGCUGAUGUUGUUGCACUUAAUGGACAGUAAUAAAGAUGACCUUGUUAACAUA
Cyprinus carpio (common carp) is the source of this 1102-nucleotide messenger RNA. Its product is annotated as alpha-crystallin B chain-like. Lineage: Eukaryota; Metazoa; Chordata; Actinopteri; Cypriniformes; Cyprinidae. Gene Ontology annotation, biological process: response to heat; protein refolding. Gene Ontology annotation, molecular function: protein folding chaperone; structural constituent of eye lens. The record is from RefSeq and is a predicted model, not a curated record.